AUGUCAUUGAAUUUGCACGAACGACUGUCCACGGACGGAUCUUUCAGGUUGCUGCACCUCACCCCUGAAUUACUGGAGGUGUUAAAAGAUUCGAAUUCAAAACUACAGUUUAAGGCUGCAGGCAACGAUGAGGACGAUGGUGAUGUGGUGUUGUGUUCGAGAGACAAGACAUGGCUGCUAAGGCAGAAGAACCAUUCCAAUACUGUAAUGCUUAUGCAUGAAUUUACACCUGAACAAGAAACGUCAUUAGAAACUACAUUUGGAUUACCGAAUCCUACUAGUGAUUUUGCAGGGUUUGCAAGAACUACUUUUGAAUACGAGACAAAGAAAGUUUCAGGUAUAAUAAAUUUAGAUUCAGUCCCCGUUCAUAAUGGCAGUUUGGAUUUCCCACCUGCAGAUGGUCAAGAUUUACCCGUAAAGAGCAUGGACGAUCUUCUAGCGAGUUCAGCGUGUUCAGAGAAGGAAUGUCUUUCACAAUGGAAUCAAUUGGGAGGAUGUACAGUCAAAGGAUAUCCUUGCAUUCUUUCUUCAGAUUUUUUAAGCAAGGCACUUCAUGUAACACUAAUGAGUGCAAUGGCAGAAUCAUUAGACUUUUCCAGACUAAAGCUGGAUGAAACUUUUGAUGCUGUUAAUAAGGAUAUGGAUCAGGAUUCUAAUCCAUAUACUAGGGAAGUAAUUAAAACCACUUUAGAGAAAUAUGGGAAAAGAGUGAAGGAUGAUGAUGAUUGCUGGCAAUUAGAUCAGAAGAAAGUUGCAGAAUGGUACGGAAUUAGAGCGCUAAGGAAGUAUGCAUCUCAAAGUAGUAUACCUCCGGCAGAAUUUCUUAUUAAAUGGAAAUCAACUUUCCCACCGUAUGCACCCUUUGAUAUUGAGAUUGAAAUGCUUCGCGGUUGGUUCUUUAGACCAACUGGUUCCAAUUUACAAUAUUUAUCAAAAAACACUUUACCAUCGGACAUAAAGGAAAGGUUUAAGAUGUUGUUUAAGUUACAAUCACAAUGGGAUAUGGAUGAUAUCGCACCGUUCGUUGAAGAAUUAAAUACAAAGGGCCUCAAGAUUGAUGUAUUUAUCAUGAAAUAUGCUCGUAAGAGAAGAGUCGGUAAAAAAUUCAUAAUAUCUAGUAGAUGA
Zygosaccharomyces rouxii is the source of this 1125-nucleotide messenger RNA. It is a transcript of the gene DCC1, whose product is annotated as Dcc1p. Gene Ontology annotation, cellular component: chromatin; chromosome, centromeric region; nucleus. Lineage: Eukaryota; Fungi; Ascomycota; Saccharomycetes; Saccharomycetales; Saccharomycetaceae. The coding region runs from base 1 to 1125 and encodes 374 amino acids. The record is from RefSeq and is a predicted model, not a curated record. The transcript has a single exon. Gene Ontology annotation, biological process: maintenance of mitotic sister chromatid cohesion; mitotic sister chromatid cohesion.